CGAAACUUCAGGUGUCAGUAUGCGGGAUGCCCCGCUCGAUUCCAACGCAAUCAUGACCUCAAGCGCCAUCAGCGAGGUCACCUCGCAACCCGGCCCUUCUCGUGCUCGUGUGGAAAGAGCUUCAGCCGCAAGGACGCAUUAAAGCGACAC
Molecule: messenger RNA, 150 nt
Organism: Ceraceosorus guamensis
Lineage: Eukaryota; Fungi; Basidiomycota; Exobasidiomycetes; Ceraceosorales; Ceraceosoraceae
Exons: 1
Biological process (GO): regulation of transcription by RNA polymerase II
Molecular function (GO): RNA polymerase II cis-regulatory region sequence-specific DNA binding; DNA-binding transcription factor activity, RNA polymerase II-specific
Source: RefSeq, a predicted model, not a curated record